CUCCAUAAGGCGGUGUGGCAGCUACAACAACAACAAGCACGACGACGACGGCAGCGACAAAACAAACGCGCAGCAGACGCCACCAGAAGCUGAAGAGAACUGAACUGAGAGCUGAGCAGACAUAGUGGCAGCGGCAGCAGCAGCGGCAGCAGCAGCAGCAGCCAAUUGCCAGCGAUUCGCCCGUAAAAAAGCGAACUAGUUCCGCGCACCCACUCUGCCAUUCACAAUGGACAGCAGUCACCGUCGCGCUUGUGUAACGUACGUUACAACUUUUGUUCUGCUUUCUGCUUUCUUUUACUAUCUAAUGGCGGACAAUAGUAAUAAUAAUAAGGGAAUCACGCGGCUGCGCGAAGAUGUGGAUGAUAUAUCACACAUGCUCCGUGAGCAACAAAGGCAAGGCUGCUCCUCAAACAAACAGCAAUCUCUCAACAAGUUCAGUUGCCUGGCCGGAGAUUCGACUAAUGCCGCUGAAGCUGGAAAAUGCGAGGACUCUAAUGCCAUGAAUGCCUAUGUGGACGCUUUGGUAAAGCGAAAAAUCGGCAACCUUAUGGACGAUGUGUACAAUUUGAAGAAACAGAUUAUGGGUUCCGGAUGUGGAUUUUAUGGUGGUGGUAUAAGUUCGUCGAAGGCCAGCGAAGCAGUGACCACAGGCAAAAACCGCAUCAACUACGCUGCAGAGGAACUGGGAGCGCGGAUUUCAAAGGUACAGGCGCGCCCCAUUGGUGGCACUAAUCUGUUUAAGUCGCUGCUCGGCCUGGACUUCAGCUCGAACCCGCCAGUGAAUAUGUUGCGACCAAGCUUAGCCCCCGGCGCUUGCUUUGGCUAUAGCGGCACCAAAGCAACUGCAAUGCUGCAUCUGGCCAAACCCAUUAUUGUGGAGGCAAUAGCACUCACGCAUGUUGCCAAAGAAAUGACGCCCAGUCUCUGUGUGCAGAGCGCUCCCAAGGAUUUUGAGGUUCACGGCAUAGCUCUCAGUAAUCAGAAACCUAAGCUGUUGGGCAAGUGGAAAUAUGAUAAUUCGCCAAACAAACGGACCCAGAGCUACACAGUGCAUUGUAAGUGCUUCUACAGGGAACUAGAGUUUAUCUUCAACUCUAAUCACGGCGCCAAUAUGACCUGCAUUUAUCGUGUCGAGGUAUUUGGGCGACUUCAAUAAAGUUGUUUGCAAUUUUGUUUUUAUUUGAAAUUGUUUGUUACUACUCGUGACUGUCCUUGUUAAACAUUUAAAUUGCAUGUUUGUUUUUAUAAAGAUGAAAAUCCGUUAAAAUAAAUACCAAAAUAUUGUUGUUGUGUCUACGCCGUGUCUGGCAACGUACCAUUAUGUUGACUGUGUGACCGUGAACACAAUUUGGUUCAUCUCUGCGAAAGCCGU
Molecule: messenger RNA, 1372 nt
Organism: Scaptodrosophila lebanonensis
Lineage: Eukaryota; Metazoa; Arthropoda; Insecta; Diptera; Drosophilidae
Gene: spag4
Product: SUN domain-containing protein 2
Exons: 4
Coding region: 227-1156 (309 amino acids)
Biological process (GO): nuclear envelope organization
Cellular component (GO): nuclear envelope; meiotic nuclear membrane microtubule tethering complex
Molecular function (GO): protein-membrane adaptor activity
Source: RefSeq, a predicted model, not a curated record